Rhea pennata is the source of this 762-nucleotide messenger RNA. RefSeq names its product phosphohistidine phosphatase 1 (gene PHPT1). The transcript has 3 exons. The record is from RefSeq and is a predicted model, not a curated record. Gene Ontology annotation, cellular component: cytosol. Gene Ontology annotation, biological process: peptidyl-histidine dephosphorylation. Gene Ontology annotation, molecular function: protein histidine phosphatase activity. NCBI's taxonomy places the organism in Eukaryota, Metazoa, Chordata, Aves, Rheiformes, Rheidae. Bases 27 to 395 code for a protein of 122 amino acids.
GGGGCGAGCGCGGCGGCGGCGGCGGCAUGGCGGCGGCGCUGGCGGCCGUGCCCGACGUGGACAUCGACGCCGACGGCGUCUUUAAGUACGUGCUGGUGCGCGUGCGCGUGCGCGCCCCCGCCGCCGCCGCGGCGGGCAAGGACGUCGUGCGCGGCUACGGCUGGGCCGAGUACCACGCUGACAUCUACGACAAGACGGCGUCGGAGCUGGAGAAGCAGGGCUACGGCUGCGAGUGCCUGGGCGGCGGCAGGAUCUCCCACCAGAGCGGGGAGAAGAGGAUCCACGUGUACGGCUACUCGGUGGGUUUUGGACGAGCAAAUCACUCCGUGACUACAGAGAAGCUGAAAGCCAAGUAUCCAGACUAUGAGAUCACUUGGGCAGAUGAAGGCUACUAACUGGAUCUGACAAGGCAGCAGCAUCGGUGUCAGCCUGGAGCUGACCAUGGCUGGUUUCUCCAGUUCAGUGUUUAGGGAAAUGGUAGCAGGGUUCCAGUGUGCAGCAGCAUGAUGGGCUCUGCUGGUUUGCUCUGUCCUGAACUCGCUGCUCUGAGGAACUUGAAUUCUCUGAGGGAGUUCGCCCAUCUCCGCUUUCACUGGACUUCCUCUGUGCCAUGGGCUCUGCCCAUCUCCCUGUCAUAGCACAGCAAAGCCUGAGGGUGAAGCCCUUACCUCAGCGAAGCUGAUGGGAGCUCUGCCCUGGCCUUGCUUGUGGCGAGCAUUUUUCCCGCAUGUAUGUGGUAAGCAUUAAACAUGGUAGGCAGCA